AUGAAAACCAACAGUGUUCAUUCAAUCAUUGUUGAUAAAUAACCUAAAUACUCUCAUAUCUUGAAUGGCUAACUCUUCAGUGGUUAUCGAGUCCGUGGAAAGGAUCACUCCAAAAAACUCUCUAAUUAACUAAGCCCAUCAGAUGAUUAAAAAUUAUCAAACAAUUUAUCAACAUCUUAAAGUUAUGUGAAUGCUAUGAAAGCAUUACAAGACAAAAUCAAAUCCCUAGAAAAUGAAAACCAAAAUCUACAAGCCUAGAUUGUAUGAAUAUACAACAUAUCCUCAUAGAAUUCUCAUGAACUUAUUAAAUCAAGCGAGAUUAAGGAAAGAGAAGUGAGUUCCUAUGGCAGAUUAAGUGAGAACCAAUUAAUUAAAGAUGUUGAGUCAAAGUUAGCUGAGACGGAGAUUGAAAGAGACUCAAUGAAAGAAGAAUACGAAUAAAAAAUUUAAUAAUUACAACAAAAUUUAAUUAGCAUCGCUUUAUAAUCGGACUAAAAAUAUAGAGAAUAAUAAGAAACUAUACAGUAGUUGUAAUUCAUUUAUCUAUUCACUCUUAGGUCAGACUAGUUGGAAUUGCAAUUAGAAAGCAAUUAAAACUAUAGAAAUAAAAUUAACUCUCAAAACCUAGCAAUUUAGUAAGAGAAAUAAGUAAGCAUUCGAAUUAUGUAAAUAGAAUAAUAGCAAUCUCGAAUACAUUUUAGAUUAGGAGAGGAGGGAUGGCAAAUGUUUAAUAGAAAAGAAUGAGCGUUUGUUGGACGAAGUCAGUAAAUUAAAAGAGCAACUAUUUGAAAUACGCACUUAUAUGAAUUGUUAUACAACAUAAUAUGAUGAAGCGAAAAUCUAGAGUAUGAAUCACUUUUAUGGGUAGGAUUGCAAGAAGAAACUACUAAAUAGCAAACUUAGAUCUCAGAAUUAACUGGAUAGGUGUAAUAAUAUAAGGAGCUUAAUUUAAAGUUGAAAUUACAGUUGGAACAUUAAAAGUAUGAAUUGGAAAAGUCAGAGUUAAAAAGAGUUAAGAAAUUAUCAGAGUCUAAUAUCUAGAUUGAUUUACUGAAGCAAUAACUGAUUAAUUUGUCUUCCAACUCCAUAAUUCACACGUAAAGUCCUAGAGACACAUCGAAAAGGAGUAAAUUGAGUACGAAUAUCUUUAACAACAAGACCCAAAGUGUAAGGAAUUAUAGAAAACUCAAUAAUGAUAGCAAUAAAAAGUUAUUAGAUUAACCUCGCAAUUCCAUGUUUAACAUCUAAUAAGAAUUAUUUAAACAGCCACAAAAUGAUUUAUAGAGUAGUGUGUUGAGCAGAUAGAAGACUUAUGAAUAGAAUUUCCUUACUCAGUAGAAGAGUGGCGAUAGGUAUAAUAAUGGGAAUUCAGCAGAUGAACGCGUUUAAACAGAUUAAUUGAGUGCCAAUAAGCAAUAGAAAUACUUCCAAGCCUAAUCAAGAAUCCAUCAUUUAAAUGAAUAAUUGAAAAUACUUAAUAUGCAAUACGAGGACACUGAAAAUGAGAUCUAAUAAUUGAUUGAUCUAAAGAUAAAAUAGGAGAGAAGGUAAUCACUGCUUCAGAUAAUAAAUUAAAUAUAAGAAAUUAAUAAAGAACUUAAUGAUCUUGUAACCAUUUCCAAACUUGCUUAGCAAUAGUGA
Messenger RNA from Paramecium octaurelia, 1641 nucleotides. The record is from the annotation of a GenBank genome assembly. NCBI's taxonomy places the organism in Eukaryota, Ciliophora, Oligohymenophorea, Peniculida, Parameciidae.